This is a messenger RNA of Myxocyprinus asiaticus (Chinese sucker), 2511 nucleotides long. RefSeq names its product regulator of G-protein signaling 14-like. The transcript is spliced from 15 exons. The record is from RefSeq and is a predicted model, not a curated record. Lineage: Eukaryota; Metazoa; Chordata; Actinopteri; Cypriniformes; Catostomidae. Gene Ontology annotation, molecular function: GTPase activator activity. Gene Ontology annotation, biological process: signal transduction. Bases 94 to 1803 code for a protein of 569 amino acids.
UUAUAAUGUGUUCAAAGCAAAUCUCAUACGCACAUCAGAAACAACUCACUCAUGUGCUCAUUAAUAUUCUAAAGUGCAUGUGAUUCCAAGGAUAUGUCUCUGAAAGAGAAAAGCAUUGGAAUAUCCAAUGGAUUUAAGACACUGGCUGUUUCAGAUGGAGAGCUGAAUGUGCUGGAGAUCGAUGAGCAUGCAGCUACACAGUACUCCAGCAGUAACUCCAGUCUGCCCACUGUACCUAGUGACAGGGCCAGAGGGGUGGGUCAGGUGGCCAGCUGGGCCGUUAGCUUUGAGAGACUGCUGGAAGACUCUACAGGCGUACACUAUUUCACAGCAUUUCUGAAAUCUGAGGUCAGUGCUGAGAACAUCUUAUUUUGGCUGGCGUGUGAAAAGUUUCGCAAGAUACCUGCCAAUCAAACUGAGCAGUUGAGGAGAGAGGCUCUCUCAAUUUACAACAGCUUCCUAUCCAGCAGCGCGACCAGUCCUAUUAAUAUAGAUGACAGGGUACGAGUGGAGGAGAAAGAUGUGCAAAACCCCCAUUCUGACAUCUUUCAAAAGGCCCAACAACAGAUCUUCAAGCUGAUGAAGUUUGACAGCUAUACACGCUUUGUACGCUCACAACUAUAUCAGAGGUGCAUGCUGGCUAAUGUGGAGGGCAGGCCUCUGCCAGGGCUGGACUCUCGUGGCAAACCCCUCACAUCAACAAAACACACCAGUAGUACUUCACCCAGAGAGCAAGCCAAGACUGACAACAGAACUAAGGAGAGGCUGAAGUUUAAAUCAGGAACAGCAGAGGCUGAUGAUGUGGUGGAGAGAAGGAAGGUGAAUCUGCAAGGCAUGAUUGGAAAGGACAAGCGGAAAGAGAAGAGAGGCUCCUGGGGAGAAUCUCCAAACAAUUUCAAGAGUGUAUUGAAGAGUUCAGAGGUUGAUAAAUUAGUUGCACGCUCUGCAGAAGGAAGGGCCGAUAAGUACUGCUGUGUGUUCCUGCCUGAUGGCACGGCCUCUCUGACUCCGGCCCGACCCGGCCUAACUGUCCGCAGCAUGCUCACCGGCUUGUGUGAGAAAAGAGGCCUUCCUCUGACAGAUAUCAUCAUCUACCUGCAGGGCAAAGACAAGCAACCACUGUCGUUGGAUCAGGACAGCUCUGUGCUGAAGGACCAGCAGGUGUAUUUAGAACUGAGGGUUACUUUUGCAGUGAAGGUAGCAUUCACAGGUAAGACGGUGGCUGUUGUGGUGAAGUCUAAUAAAACCCUGCAGGAUGCACUCACCACAGUGCUUAACAAAUACCACCUCAGGCCACAGGACACCACUGUCACCAUGAGUGGAAGUGGACAGAUCAUAAAUAUGAACACAGCUGUCACUUGUCUGGCCAAUAAGACACUAAUUCUUGAUAGAGGUGUUGAUCAGGCCAGCAGCUCAAAUGGCAACUUCUCACCUCCUUCAUUACAAGAUCGAAGAGGUGCUGUGGAUGCAAUCAUGUUCCCUCCAGGAAUUUCCCGAUCAACUGCCAGACAGAGGAACCCUGGAUUGAGGAGAACAUAUGACAUGGAGGGUUUGGUAGAGUUGUUAAACCGAGCUCAGUGUUGCAGUGCUGAUGAUCAGAGAGGUCUCCUGAAGAAAGAACAUCUGAUGCUACCUCAGUUUCUCCAGUUGCCUCUGGAUGAAGUGGAGGAAACAGAGACAAGCAGAUCACUAGAGGGGUCUCUUGAAGUGAGUUCUCCUGCAGCUUCAAUACAAGCAGACUCACAAGAGGAACGACUGUCUGAAAGCAAGAACUCUAAUCCAGCACGAGAAACUGUGGUGUGAGCUAUAACUGAAUGGACAUGUUGCAUCCUUUGCUUCAAUGAUCACACAACAUGGAAAAUACAGUAUGUUUGAGAAAUGGGAACAUGUGAUGGUCUUUAAAAUUAACAUGAAACCAAAAUUGGAGUGGUGGUGGUGUAGUGGACUAAAGCACUGAACUGGUAAGUGGAAGGUUGUUGGUUCAAUCCCCACAGCCGCCACCACCAUUGUGUCCUUGAGCAAGGCACUUAACUCCAGGUUGCUCCAGGGGGAUUGUCCCUGUAAUCAGGGCACUGUAAGUUGCUUUGGAUAAAAGCGUCAGCCAAAUGCAUAAAUGUAAAUGUAAAAUUGACCCUAAUUACUUUCAUAAUUCACAGUCCUGGUCUUAUUGUGCUUGAUUCAUUGGUGCAUGUUAUUCAUAAGAGAAAAAAGUUUUUCACAAUCCAGUCAUUUCCGAGUGGAUAAAAUUAUGUCCUAACUUUCUCUAUGAAUAUCCUGUUACAUUACAUUACAAGUAUAUUACAUUUUGCAAGUAAAAUGGUUUGCGAAUGCCAUUUCAUAUUGACUUUAAUAAUGGACACAUUAGGAUGGAUCUUUUAGGACUUUUUUUGAUAACAGGAAAUGCUAUGAUAUUGUUUACAGUAGAUGUGAUUCUGCACAAUGUUAAUGCCCAGCUGCUUUUAUUUAUUUCAAAUUUAUUGACUUAACAGAAAUACAGUUUGUUUUCAUGAA